Messenger RNA from Marchantia polymorpha subsp. ruderalis, 2177 nucleotides. The record is from the annotation of a GenBank genome assembly. Lineage: Eukaryota; Viridiplantae; Streptophyta; Marchantiopsida; Marchantiales; Marchantiaceae.
UGCAGUUGAAGACAGUCGAGCAGGCACGACCUUGUAGGACAGUCAGAGGAAGGAGUCCGAGCUUGUGAGUUCGAGUCCGAAGGUCUGAGACGAUAAGAAGGAUGGAAUGAACAUAUUGCUUUAAAGGCCGGGGACAUUUAGACAAUCUCUGCUAACACGAUCUGCAUUCGCUGACAGCCAGCGAAUUGGGCUAGAUGUGGCCAGUUUGGAGCUGCUGUCAACGCUAAACAAUUCCGGCCGAAAGUGGGCGAGAGGAAGAGGAGAUAAUGGGAAUUAUGCUACAUGUCGGCUGAAAGGUCUACGAAUGAUCCGGGAUGUCAUACUUCGAAGUUGUGGAAGAAAAUAGCAAAAGACGAAUCGGGAAAGUGUUGGCCUCACCUGAAAGGACCGAAAACACAAGACUAAGAUCAUUGCAUCCUUUCAGCGCUCCAUGGGGCUUCCCAUCCGGUUGGCGUGUUACUUGGCCCCCCGUUCUCCGUUUCAGAAUGCAAAUCGAGCGACGUAGUAUUCUAUUCGGUAAAGAGAAACGUAAUCAAAAGAUAGUGGUUUUGAAAUGAUCAGAACAGAGUGGGAAGUGAAAGGAUUUCACACGCAGAUUUCCAUAUGUUUGCCUUCAACUUUGCGGCGAAGAUGUAAGGAAGCUUCAAAACGGCAUAUUCCUUCACAUAUCUGUCGAGCUAAGGAGGGAAAACGACUUUGAGGAGAAAUGGGAGAGCAAAUCGGAGUUUGCGGAAUUUGGUGUGGUUUAGGCUCCAGGAGACUAUCACAAACGGUGGCGUAAGCUAGGUGCAUGAGACCGCUCUGGUUUCAACAUCGUCUCUCUUGAUGGGAUCGUCCAUGUUCCCAUUUCCAUGCCCCUUCCCUGGCGAAGACGACGAGAACCGAUCUGUGAGCAAAGAUGUUGGCAUUCAAAUCCUCGUGCGGACCGUACCGUGAAAGAAGCCCGAGAGGAGGAAGAAACCACUUUCAAAAUACAUGCGCGCUAAAAUAGCAAGAGGCGUUGGAAGCUCAUGUGCCAAGGCUUCAUGGGCUAGCCAUUUGCGGGCCAUAAUUAGAUGCGUAGCCACCAACACAGCAACCCCAUGGCAUCCAGGCUAAAGCAUGACAGAGCCUAUGCAAUUUGCAGGAAAUGAGCCAGGGCCGACGGGAGGAAUCACGUGAAAUGUAGGUCGUUCCGAUAAGGGCACCAUCAAACUCAACUCAUUUUUCCAAAGAUAUAUUAUUCCUGCUUUGAUUUGAAGCCCCCGGACUUCUUUUGCAGGCUAGAGAACUGACCCCCUCCGCGGGAAAACAUUUAAUACCCUCAAAUUGCUUUCUUUCUCUUUUGGAUCAUAUUGUGUUGACAUGAUGUGAUUCUCAGUCCGACAGAGCUCUUAGUCAGCUCUCGAGAUCACUGGCACUUGCAAAUCUGCAGAACAAGGCAGCGGGAAGAUGUGGAUUGGCUUUUACUUGUCCACCAUGUGACUACGGCUAUAUGACUCCAGUUUGACCAGAUUUGAAGAGACGAAGAUUCUCUUGUCUCGACCAUUUUAGACAGGGAUGAAUAGCAAGAGCCGAUGGAAACCGGCGGGAAAGAAGAUGGAGACGGAACUUGCUCAACGGUACUCGCCAAUGGCUCGAAUCUUGCAAAUAAAGAUGGCUGCUGGUGGCAAGCCUUUGAGAAGAUUCGCAAGAGUUUAGCAAACAAUACGAGCUCACGAAAUAAAAGAAUAGUUGUACAGCCGUCAAUUCCUAUCUUGACACACGUGACGAGCGCGAUGUCUAUUACUGCGGGCGUGUGCUCGCGUGCUCACCAUGGCAACCUGGAAACAAACAACUCACGACAUGCCAUCCACACCUUGUUGGCAGCCCAUACCUCGGUCCCCACUUUCAUGCUUUCAAACUUCGGGUAUGGUAUAAAAAGCCGUCACAAUCGUCGGUCGUCCGUCGUCGUGAAAACGUACAUAUUCGGACCUUGCGUGUCAUCGUGGAACAACUUUUCGCUUUCAAACUAGCAAACGAAAUCAGACGCACGACGAAAGAUAAGAAUGGUGACAAGUUCGAACCAAAGUGAUGCGAGAAUUCUUCGGAAAUACUUCAGCAUGAGCGCCAUAGAUCCAACCUCUUGAAUUAGAUUUGCAGCAAAUGGGCGAGAGUCAAGGAUUAUAGACGUUGCUUGAAGUACUCGUCAAACGGAU